Molecule: messenger RNA, 1503 nt
Organism: Brassica oleracea var. oleracea
Lineage: Eukaryota; Viridiplantae; Streptophyta; Magnoliopsida; Brassicales; Brassicaceae
Product: lysine histidine transporter 1-like
Exons: 8
Coding region: 59-1402 (447 amino acids)
Cellular component (GO): plasma membrane
Source: RefSeq, a predicted model, not a curated record
CUUGUUAAGGUCUCCUCUUUCUCUAUCUAUCUCCCCUCUUACUCUUUCUGCUAUCACCAUGGAAACUCAAGCUCCUGCUGAAGAUUCAUACGAUAAACUUGUGGAAGAGAAAAGAGCAAGAGAGAAAGAAAUCGACGCUUGGCUUCCGAUAACAUCAUCAAGAAAUGCAAAGUGGUGGUACUCUGCGUUUCACAAUGUCACCGCUAUGGUUGGAGCCGGUGUUCUUAGCCUCCCUUAUGCCAUGGCUCAGCUUGGUUGGGGACCGGGUGUGGUGAUUCUAAUUUUAUCAUGGAUCAUAACACUAUACACACUAUGGCAAAUGGUGGAGAUGCACGAGAUGGUUCCAGGAAAACGUUUUGACCGUUACCACGAGCUUGGACAACACGCGUUUGGAGAGAAGCUUGGACUUUACAUAGUCGUUCCGCAACAGCUGAUCGUGGAAGUCGGCGUUUGCAUCGUUUAUAUGGUCACAGGAGGAAAGUCUUUGAAAAAGUUUCAUGAUCUCGUCUGCAAGGAUUGUAAAUCGAUUAAACUCACUUACUUCAUCAUGAUCUUCGCAUCCGUACACUUUGUCCUGUCUCAUCUUCCUAACUUCAACUCUAUCUCUGGAGUCUCUCUUGCUGCCGCCGUGAUGUCUCUCAGCUACUCCACAAUAGCAUGGUCAGCCUCGGCCGCUAAAGGCGUUAAAGAAAACGUUGAAUACGGUUACAAAGCAAAAUCCACAGCAGGAACGGUAUUCAACUUCUUCAGCGCGUUAGGAGAAGUAGCGUUUGCUUACGCAGGACACAACGUUGUCCUAGAGAUCCAAGCCACGAUCCCAUCAACGCCUGAGAAGCCCUCGAAAGGACCGAUGUGGAAAGGAGUCGUGGUUGCUUACAUUGUCGUUGCGCUUUGUUACUUCCCCGUCGCACUUGUUGGUUACUGGAUGUUCGGUAACUCUGUCGAGGACAACAUUCUUGAAACACUCGAGAAACCGGCUUGGUUAAUCGCAACUGCAAACAUGUUCGUUGUGAUACAUGUCAUUGGUAGCUACCAGAUAUAUGCAAUGCCGGUUUUUGAUAUGAUGGAGACUGUAUUGGUUAAGAAGAUGAAUUUCAGACCGAGUUGGUAUCUUCGGUUCGUUGUCCGUAAUUUCUACGUUGCCGCAACAAUGUUUGUUGGUAUGACGUUUCCGUUUUUUGGCGGCCUAUUGGCGUUUUUUGGUGGAUUUGCGUUUGCUCCGACAACAUAUUUCCUUCCUUGCGUAAUAUGGCUUGCCAUAUACAAACCAAGGAGAUACAGCUUGUCUUGGUGGACCAACUGGAUAUGCAUUGUAUUUGGCGUUUGCUUGAUGGUUCUAUCGCCAAUUGGAGGGCUAAGGACGAUCAUUAUCCAAGCUAAGGACUACAAGUUCUACUCGUAAAUCACAAUACAAUUUAAAUUUGGAUCACAUUCUCUGAUACAUAUAAUAUGUAGUAGCCUUUGAAGCUUUAAAGUUUGUUUACAAAGUUUAAAUUACAUGUU